This is a messenger RNA of Callorhinus ursinus (northern fur seal), 10349 nucleotides long. It is a transcript of the gene HELZ2, whose product is annotated as helicase with zinc finger 2. Lineage: Eukaryota; Metazoa; Chordata; Mammalia; Carnivora; Otariidae. Gene Ontology annotation, molecular function: 5'-3' DNA helicase activity; metal ion binding; RNA nuclease activity. The record is from RefSeq and is a predicted model, not a curated record.
GUCACCCGGGGGCAGAAUCGAAAGUGAUCGCUCGGUGCGGAGCGGGUGCUGGUGCCGGCGGCGCCGGGCGGCGAGGGGCGGCUCCGCGCGCAGGACUUCUAACCAUGGGUGAGCAGCCCCGGAGGACCCUCUGAAGCCGUGAGCCCCGGAUGGCACUCCGCAGAGCCAGGCCAGGGAUGGUGCCCCCAGGGGCCGGCUCAUCACCCACCAGCCCCAUGGCCACCAAGGAGCUGUCUCUGGCCGGGCUGCGUGCCCAGCUGGACCUGCACCUGGCCUGCCCCCGCUGCAGUCAGCGGCUCAAUGAGAGUACCUACCUCCUGCGCAGGGUAGAGCACAGUUGUCCCCGAGAGAUCCUGCUGGCCCGCUUCAAGCGAGCCCCCAGGAGCCGCUUCUGGCACAAGGUGGACCGCCGGCCCAGCUUUCCACGGCCUGCCCGCUAUGAAGUCUGCUGGUACUACACCCCGGGGGUUGGCUGCCAGCGCCACCGCAACCAGUGCACCUUUGCCCGCAGUCCGGAGGAGGCGCUGGUCUGGACCUUUGAGCGUGAGCAUAAUGUCCGGCGUCUGUGGCUCAAGACUGAGCUGCAGGGCGAGGCCCGGGGUGAGCUGCGUGGCCCAGCGGAUGCCAUCCGUGCGGAGUAUGGUGGCCACUUCCAGCUACUGUGUUCCCACUGCUUCCGGUGCUGUCCUCCACGCCUCUGCCCCGUGGACCCCCAGGGGCGCUGCCCCAAGCAUGGAGCCUGCCCUGCGCUCCUGACCCACGUGACCACUGAGGGCCGCCGCAAGCAGCAGGUCGUGGAGGUGCGGCCACAGCCCCAGUAUGGCCAGCCACUGGCCUACUGCAUGUACGUGGGGCGCGGGCGGCCGUGCCGGCACGGGGCGUCCCGCUGCCAGUAUGCGCACAGCGCGGUGGAGAUGGCCGUGUGGGAGGCUGAGCAGCUGGACGGGCUCCAGCGGCGGGACCUGCUCUUGCCCACUGCCCCCAGAGAGGGUGAGCACAUGGUCCCCCACGGCCAGACCACUGCGGUCAGGCUGUACUGCCAUGCCUGCCUGGUCACCUGCCACUCCCAGGAGGCCUUUGAGAACCACUGCUCUUCCCUGGAGCACGCACAGAUGGUGGCCCUGGACCAGACUGAGUCCUGGGAGUACCGCAGCCCACCCAUGGGGCUCUCCACGUUUGAGCUCUGCCCAGAACCCAGCCUCUGUGAGUAUGGGGAGGUCUGCACCAAGGCGCAUUCCGAGCAGGAGCUACAGGAGUGGACGCAACGAGCACAAACCCUGAAGCUGCGGGAGCAGGCCGCCUGGCAGGAGGGGCUGGUGUCUUACCAGGCACGGCUGCUGGCUGAGUACCAGCGCAGCAGAAGUGAGGUCCUGGUGGCGGCUGAGACCGUCGAUGGCGUGUCUGUCACCUGCAGCCAGCCCUUGGUGCAUCAGGCGCAUGAGCAGAAGACUCAGCACAGCUGGAUAUUUGACAUCCACUCCGAGGAGCCCCUGCUACAUGUGGCCCUGCUCAAGCAGGAGCUGGGAGCAGACUUCUCGCUGGUGGCCCCCUGCCUUCCGCCAGGCCAGCUCUAUGCCAAGGGGGAGCGCUUCCGAGCGCGUGCCUCUCCAGCCAGGUUCCGGGUGGAGGUGCGCGUGCAGAGCACCUCCUUCGGCUUCUUCGAGCAGUGGGUGGUCUUUGACUUCGGCCGCAGGCCAGUGCUGCUGCAGAAGCUGGGGCUGCAGCUGGGCCAGGUGCGCUGCCCGGGGCUCCGGGCAAUGGUAGCACGCGGCCAUCCCGAGGAGCUGGAGCGCUGGCACACAGGCAACCGCCUCGUGGUGCCUGCCGUGGAGCGGACGGCCGAGCAGGUGGCCCUGGUGGCCAAGUACAAGGUUCCCGCCCUGGCGCUGGACUUCAGCCACGGGGGCCCGGCGCCAGGUCCUAUCUCCUGCGCCAACUACCGGCAGAGGAUGCACCAGUUUCUCUAUGAGGAGGAAGCUGCUCAGCAGCAGCUGGUGGCCAAGCUGAACUUUCGGGGCCCGGUGUGCCUGAGGACAACCCUGCAGACGCCGGCCCUGGGCAUGCUCUUUCCGCCGGCAGGAGCCCUCUAUGCCGAGGUCCCCACCCCCUCCUCUCUGAUGCCGGACACACACGAGGGCUUUCUGCUGGGCCGGGCGGUCAGCACAGCUCUUGUGGCCCCUGUGCCCGCACCUGACCACACGGUGUUUGAGGUGCGGCUAGAAACCCGGGCCAUCUCAGAGCAGGCGCUGUGGCUCCUCCUGCCCACCCACUGCUGCUCGGCCCUGGGGCUGCAGCCUGAAACCAGCCCCGUCUUGGAGGUGCAGUUCCAGAUCGACCCGCUGACCUUCCGCUUCUGGCACCAGGCGGUGGACGCGCUGCCCGAGGAGCGCCUGGUGGUGCCGGACCUGCCGACCUGCGGCCUGCCCGGGCCUCUGCCCACCCCACCCACGGUGCAUGGCAACCACAAGCAGAAGUUGGCUGUGGCGUUCAUUGCGGGCAGCCGCCCCAGGGGCAUGCAGCCCAUUGCCCCCCUGCUCAUCUACGGCCCUUUCGGCACGGGCAAGACCUACACUCUGGCGAUGGCCUCCCUGGAGGUCGUCCGGCAGCCCCACACCAGGGUGCUCAUCUGCACACACACCAACAGCGCGGCCGACAUCUACAUCGAGGAGCAUUUCCACCGCUACGUGAGUAGCGGCCACCCUGAGGCCUCUCCGCUGCGGGUGAUGUACACGGACCGCCCGCCCAGCCAGACAGAUGCGGCCACACUGAGGUACUGCCUCCUGACCGAGGACCGCCGGGCCUUCCGCCCCCCGACGCGGGCGGAGCUGGAGCAGCACCGUAUCGUGGUCACCACCACCUCCCAGGCCCGCGAGCUCAGGGUGCCGGCCGGUUUCUUCUCGCACAUCCUCAUUGACGAGGCCGCCCAGAUGCUGGAGUGCGAGGCGCUUACCCCACUGCGCUACGCCUCGCCCAGCACCCGCGUGGUGCUGGCCGGGGACCACAUGCAGGUCACGCCCAAGCUCUACAGUGUGGCAGGCGCCCAGGCCGCGGGGCACACCCUUCUCUGCCGCCUCUUCCAGCACUACCAGCAGGAGGCGCACGAGGUCGCCCGGCACAGCCGCAUCAUCUUCCACGAGAACUACCGUUCCACCGAGGCCAUCCUCAGCUUCGUCUCGCGACACUUCUAUGUGGCCAAGGGCAGCCCCAUCCACGCCAGUAGCAAGGUGCCUCGCCACCCCAAGCACUACCCGCUCAUGUUCUGCCACGUGGCCGGCAACCCCGAACGUGACAUGUCGGGCACGUCCUGGCUGAACACGGCGGAGAUCGUCCAGGUCGUUGAGAAGGUGCAGGACAUCUACCACAGCUGGCCCCCCUGCUGGGGCAGCCGGGAGCAGAGGCACAUUUGCGCCGUGUCCCAUGGCGCCCAGGUGGGUGCGCUAAGGCAGGAGCUGAGGAAGAGGGACCUGGGCCAGGUGUCUGUGGGCAGCUUUGAGAUCCUGCCAGGGCGGGAAUUCCGCGUCGUGGUGCUGAGCACUGUCCACAACCACCACAGCCUGCUGAGCUCAGGGGCACCUGCCCUGGGCUUCUUCACUGACGCCCGUGUGCUCAACACCGUCAUGACCCGCGCCCAGUCCCAGGUGGUGGCCGUGGGCAACGCCAUGGCCCUCUGCUCCUUCGGGGCCUGCAGCAAGCUCUGGAAGAGCUUCAUCCGCGAGUGUGUGAGGCACCACAGCGUCUGCCCCGAGACUCUGUCCCUGGAGCACAUCGAGCAGGAUGUGGUCCGAAGACAGCGCUGGGCCCUGCAAGCAGAGGGGUCUGUGGCAGCCGUGGCCCAGGACACUGUCCCAGAGGAGGGGGCAGCAGGGGCUCCAGCCAAAGAGCACGCAGCCACGGAGAGGGUGGGGCCAGCGGCCAAGGCUGAAGGGAGAACAUCCCUGUCCAAGACCUCGGCAGCAGGAGAGGACGCAGCCGCACAGAGGACAGAGGCCGGGGACACGGCAUUGGGGUCCGUGGCCGGGCGCUGCACAGUGGUGGGGGAGCCCGCCAGGGUCCCCACGGAGGCAGAGGACACACCAUCGGCAGGGAACUUGUCGGUGGGGGACAAGGCCCCCGGGAAGGCGGUGGCGGGGCCGAUGGCCACGGAAGAUGGGGAAGCCGAGGAGCCCGAAGACUCCGAGUCGGACUUCUGGCCUUCUGACACAGAGCUUAACGCCGACGACUCCAUCCUGCAGGAGCUCCUGGAUGAAGCCCGGAACGUGAUGGUGACCGUCCGGGAAGAUGGGCUGCUGGACACUGUCACCAGGCCCGAGUCCCCACACCAGGCCCAGCAGUACAGGAACCUGCCGCGGGCCACGCUGCGGAAGCUGCUGUGCACGGAGCCUGAGCUGUACCGCCACUGCGCCUUCGUGCAGGAGACCUUUGAGCGGGCGAAGGCCAUCCCGCUGGACAACACAGAUUCCGGCCCCAUCCAGAUCAGGGGCCGCUUGCACUGUGGGAUGGCCUUCAGCGGGGACGAGGUGCUGGUGAGGGUCCUGGGAGGAGACCAGGGCUCCUCCGGGAGGCUGCAGGGCCGCGUGGUGGGCGUGCUCAAGAGGAAACGCCGCGAGCUGGUGUUCGUGUGCCGCAUGGACGAGUGGGACCCUCGCCUCAUGACCCCCAUCGACGGCUCUGUGACCAAGAUCUUCGUGGCCGAGCUGAAGGACCCGCUGCAGGUGCCCGUGCACCGUGUCCAGCAGGGCCGCGUGCAGCGCGUGGGGUACGAGCGGCUCCCUGCCGAGGCCCGCAGCAGUCGGCUCUUCUGGGUGCGCAUUGUCCUGUGGCGGCAGCGCUUCUACUAUCCCUUGGGCAUCAUCCUGGAGGUGCUGCCCGAGGCCACCACCUGGGAGCAGGGCCUCCGCAUCCUGGACCUGGAGCACGGCCUGAGGAAGCCCUCGCUGGAGCCAGCCUCCAUCAGCAAGGCGCUGCAGAAGUACCGGGCGGAGCUCGGCCGGGCCCCUGACCGCCGGGAGGACUGCCGCGGCUUCCUGACCUUCACCGUGGACCCCCAGGGCGCCUGCUACCUGGAUGAUGCCCUCAGCGUCCGAGAUCUGGGCUCCAGGUACGAGGUGGCCGUGCACAUCGCCGACGUGGCCAGUGUUGUCCCCAGGGACGGGCCUCUGGACUUAGAGGCCCGCAGACAGGGCAUCACGUUCUACGCCCCUAACCGGGAGCCUGUGCCUAUGCUGCCAGCCGGCCUCUGCCGGGACGCACUCAGCCUCCUGCCGGGCCAGGACCGCCUGGCCAUCUCCCUCUUCCUCACCGUCGAGAAGGGCAGUGACCAGCUCCAAAGCCUGCACUUCGCACCCUCUGUGGUCUGCUCUGACCGUCAGCUGUCCUAUGAGGAAGCCGAGCAUGUGAUCAAGAGGCACCCGGGCGCUGGCCACGAGCUGCCAGCCCGCCUGGACUCUGUGGACGCCUGUGUUGUGGCCGCAUGCCACUUCUCCCGGGUGCUGCGCCGAGCCCGCCUGCGGACCGACUCCCACUACGAGCAGCCCAGUGAGGACUGUGUGCUUGGCUUCCGCGCGGCCCACGUCAUGGUCAAAGAGUACAUGAUCCAGUUCAACAGCCUGGUGGCCGAGCUCCUGGUGAGCAGCGAGCACACGCAGACCGUCACGCCGCUGCGGUGGCAGCCCGCACCUAGCGAGCACCAGCUCGGGGCCUUGUGUGAGAAGCACAGAGAGCUGGUGCCCCUGUCGCUGCACCUCCGCCACCACCUGCAGGGCCACGGCCCCCCCGGUACACAGAUCCACCUCCUGGGCUCCCUGUGGAGGCACCUGCAGCGCGCAGCCUGUGCUGGGGACCACGACUGUCUGGCAGACCUCAUCACCACGGAUGACAUGCACCCCUCUCUGGCUCCUGUGGGCCUUGACUUCCGCAAGGCGCUGGGCCGCUCAGUGUUUGGCCGCUCCCGCCAAGGGGGACGGCAGGUGGCCAGCCACUAUGCACUGCAGGUCGACUGGUACACGUGGGCCACCUCGCCCAUUCGCCGGUACCUGGACGUGGUGCUGCAGCGGCAGAUCCUGCUGGCGCUGGGCCACAGGGGCUCCACCUACUCCGCCAGGGACAUCGAUGGGCUCUGCCAGGAAUUCAGCUACCAGCACGGGCGCGCCCAGAGCUAUCAGCGCCAGGCCCAAAGCCUGCAUCUAGCCGCACAGCUCAAGGUCCAGCCGCAGAGCAAGCUGGGCUUUGUGGUGGGCGUGGAGGCGGGCACCCGUGGCUUCAGGCUGCUCUUCCCAGCCGACCCCGAGACCCUGCCUGACCCCUGCCCUGUCCACUACCGCUCCCUGCAGUUGGCGGAGCACCCCAGCGACCUGGUGAAGCGGCCGGGCCUGCGGCUGGGGUGGCGGCGCCGAAUCUACUCUGUGCAGGCGGACAGGCGGCCCUCCCCGGUGCCUGGCACCCUGCUGGACCCACACUGCCGGCGGGUUGAGGCCGCCCUGUGGCAACAGCUGCUGGAGCUGGUGCAGGAGGGGCGGUGGCCUGAGGCAGCCGCCCUAGUGCAGGAGCAGGGCACGACGGAGCCCCAGCCGCCAGAGCUGGGCUGCGUGUGGUGGAACUGCUGUGGCCAGUUUGUGGAGGUGGCCCGGGAGCUGGGCAGUGGGGACACGCUGCAAGUGCAGCUCAGUGCCGUCCUGCAGCGCGGGUUCCUGGUACCGAGUCUGCAGCUGUGCACCAUGGUGCCUGGCCUCACCCUCUGCCUGGAGCACGUGGAGCGGCCAGGCGCCUGCUUCCUGGACCAGAUGCCCCGCGCGGCGCGGGACCGCUGUCUCCACCUGGGCGAGUACUCCCGCGUGUGGGGGUCGUUCUGCUCCCUGGAGUCGGCCACCAGCGCAGUCUCUGAGGGUGACUCCAUUACGCUGCAGCACGUGAGCAUAUCCUGGGAUGCGGAGCAGGUGGCUCAGGGCCACCUGUGGGGCUCCUUCUGCCUGGAACCUUCCUUCCUCAGUGAGCAUUUCAUUGACCUCAACUUCGGCCACUGCUACCUCUGCAUCCGGCUCGAGGGGCUGCCAGCCAUGCCCGCUGCAGGGGAGCUGCACCCCCCCGCUGGUCCUGGCCAGCCUCCCCUGGCCGCCCUGCCCUGCUCAUCCCUCCUGAGCAUCGACCCUGACACAUACACGUGGGUGGCCCACGGGCUGAUGGAGCCCUGGGACCGGAAGGAGGGCUGGGCCGACCAGCAGGAGACCCCCAGGCGGAUGCACUUCUUCAUCCAGCACAUGGCCAUGGAGAAGGUUCCAGAAGAGGUGCUGAGACCUGGCACCCAAUUCACCAUUGAGGUUCUGCCCAAGCAGCUUCCUGAUAUUCGCAAGGAAGAAGCCGUGCGUAGGUUGAAGCGUGCGUCCCCGCUGGUCGUCAGCAUUGCGCUGGGCCAGCCCAUCCCUCCGCCCUGCCGCCUUCCUCCCCAGCAGACCCUCCACAGAGGGAUGUACAGCAAGCUUCUGGAGAAACAGACGUUCGACCUCCCUGGAGGCUGCCACACACUGAACUCCAGCCAGAACCGGGCUGUCAGGGCAGCCCUGCAGAAGCAGUUCACAGUGAUCCAGGGCCCACCAGGCACGGGGAAGACAGUGGUGGGUCUCCACAUUGUGUUCUGGUUUCACAAGUCAAACGAGGAGUGGGUGAAGGCCCGGGGCACCCCCAGUGAGGAGAAGCCACUGGGGGGUCCCUGCAUCUUGUACUGCGGCCCCUCUAACAAGUCGGUGGAUGUCCUAGCAGGACUGCUGCUGAGUAGGAAAGCAGAGUUGAAACCGCUGCGGGUGUACAGCGAGCAGGCCGAGGCCACCGAAUUCCCGAUGCCGGGUGUGGGCAGCAGCGGCCCGCCCAAGAAGACCCCCCGGGAGGGGAGGCCCAACCAGGCCCUCAGGAGCAUCACCCUGCACCACAGGAUCCGGCAGCCCUCCAACCCCUAUGCAUGGGACAUCAGGGAGUUCGAUGCCCGUUUGCAGAAAGGGGAGAUCUUCUCCAAGGAUGACGUCAGCCAGUACAAGCAGCUCCUGGGGAAGGCGCGGAAGUUCGAGCUGGAGCAGCACAGGGUCAUCCUGUGCACGUGCUCGUGUGCGGCCUUAGCUAGCCUCAAGAGGCUGGUUGUCCGGCAGAUCCUCAUUGAUGAGGCAGGCAUGGCCACAGAGCCCGAGACCCUUAUCCCUCUGGUGGCCUUCUCGAAGGUGGAGAAGGUGGUUCUUCUGGGGGAUCACAAGCAGCUGCGGCCUGUGGUCAAAAAUGAGCAGCUGCAAAAUCUGGGGCUGGAUCGGUCUCUCUUUGAGAGGUAUCACAUGGAUGCCUACCUGCUGGACACCCAGUACCGCAUGCACGAGGGCAUCUGUACCUUCCCCUCCAUGGAGUUCUACAAGAAGAAGCUGAAGACCUGGUGGGCCCUGAAGCGGCCGCCCAGCAUCCUAGGCCACAUCGGCAAGGAGAGCUGCCCCGUCAUCUUUGGCCACGUGCAGGGCCAUGAGCAGAGCCUACUGGUGUCCACAGAUGAAGGGAAUGAAAACUCCAAGGCCAACCCGGAGGAGGUGGCAGAGGUGGUCCGCAUUGCCAAGCAGCUGACCCUGGGCAGGACAGUGGAUCCCAAAGAUGUCGCCAUUCUCACUCCCUACAAUGCUCAGGCUGCGGAGAUCAGCAAGAGCCUUGGGCGAGAGCAUGUCACUGGAGUGACCGUGUGCUCCAUCACCAAGAGUCAGGGAAGUGAGUGGCGCUACGUGCUGGUGAGCACCGUCCGGACGUGCCAGGAGAGUGACCUGGACCAGCGGCCGACUAAGAGCUGGCUUAAGAAGUUCCUGGGCUUUGUCGUGGACCCCAAUCAAGUCAACGUGGCCAUCACCCGGGCCAAAGAGGGACUCUGCUUCAUCGGAGACCACCGCCUCCUGCGUUGUUGCCCUCUCUGGCGGAGAUUCCUGGACUUCUGUGAGGACCAGCAGACUCUCGUGCCCGCCAGCCAGGUGCGAGUUCGGAGGAGGCCAGCGGUGUCUCCUUGAAGAGCCCACUCUGCCCGCCCACUGCCAUCAGGCUGCCAGGACUGCAAGGUGAAGUCCUGAGCCCUCUUCUGUGGGCUGCCUUGCCAGGCCCCACUCAGCAGAAUCCUACGUGCCUUCGGUGGGCACUGCUGGCCACCCCGCCUACGUGGCUGGGUCUCUGCUGCGGUUGUGAGCAAUAAUCCCCUCCUGGAGUCUUGGCCUCUCCCCCGGGGCGGAGGCAGGCAAGACCCCCCCUGCCAGCGUGCACCUACACUUGGGAGGAAGAAUCCCAACUCUCCCCGCUGUGCUGCUUUUGUGGGGACAUUUGGUGACAGGGAACAUCUUAGGGGUGUGUGAUGGAGGGGGGGAGGUCCUCUGGACCUUCUGGUGUUGCUGGGAAGUUUUGGGGUGGGAAAGGGCAUCCCAGUGGGGCUCCUCUUUGGUCUUUGGAUGCCAUGCCUGAUCACACUGGGUGCUGGGUGUGGAGCUCAGCUGUCUUUCUUUCUUUCUUUUUCUUUUUCAAGUAGGCUCCAUGACCAGAGUGGGGCUUGAACUCAUGGCCCUGAGAUUAAGAGUUGCUUGUUCUACCAACUGAGCCAGCCAGGCCCCACUAUAUCUAUUUUUUAAAUAAACCAAACGCCAGUGUCCUUUUUACUGGAACAAGUUCCUUAGCCCCAACUUAGACAAAGAGGCCUCCCUGGAACAGAGGGCCUUUUCUCUAUCCCCACUACCCUAACUGGGACCCACAGCUCUGUGUCCUUCAGGGGUCACCUGCCCUUGCAGGAGGAAGGGCAGACCAGAACCAAAUGCCCACACAGCCUUGCCUGGACCAUGGGUGUGUGGGUGGGGACUGGGGUUGAGGUGCCCCUGGAUGGGCAGCCUUGUGCCUUCACCCUGAGCUCUACCUCCCCUUUGCAACCUGAAGCCUGCUCCCAGGCCAGGGCUUUAGGGAUAACCUAUCCUGUGUGUCUGUCUUUGUAAAGUUGAGGAUCUGCACCUGUCCCUCAGGGUCUCGGUGCAUUUAUGUCCUAACUGCUCUGGAAACUCUUGCCUUGAUAUCAGCCCUCACCUCAGCGCCCGCCCCCCCGCACGCCUCUCCCCAAGGCAGCUCUGACUCAGAGUCUCUGCACUUCCACUGUCCCUGUGGCCUGGGGGAUGUGGCAAACAAGUUGCUUAUACUAAGAGGGGCUUGCCCCCCACUGUGGCCUUGCUGCAGAACCGUCUGCCAGUGGUGGGGGGCGGGGGGGGGAGUGAUGUUCUGAUGUUUUCUACAAAUCAAUUUCUACAUUCCAAUUUUUAUAUAUUUUCUUGGACUCUGUGUUAUAUGAUUCAAUAAUAAUUUUAUUAUAAAGACCA